Helicoverpa armigera (cotton bollworm) is the source of this 1042-nucleotide messenger RNA. RefSeq names its product thialysine N-epsilon-acetyltransferase. Lineage: Eukaryota; Metazoa; Arthropoda; Insecta; Lepidoptera; Noctuidae. The coding region runs from base 16 to 627 and encodes 203 amino acids. Gene Ontology annotation, molecular function: N-acetyltransferase activity. The transcript is spliced from 2 exons. The record is from RefSeq and is a predicted model, not a curated record.
GAUUUUUAAAAAUAAAUGGGGUCUGUGGGAAUUAGAGCUGGCAGCCCCGCUCUGAGAGCAUGUUGUGGAAUGUGGGCAUGUGGGCGCCGCGCUGAGUCAGUGAGGCAGCGGGCGGCGAGCGGACGACAUGAGCGCGGCGGACGGCGCGGGAGGCGAGGGCGACGCGGGCGACGGGGGCCCGGUGACGGUGCGCGAGGCGACGCGCCACGACAUGCAGCACGUGUUCGACAUGAUACAGACCUGAUCGAGGACGGGUUCGAGUCGCAGCCGGCGUGGUUCUUCGUGCUGGUGGCGGAGUGCGGCGGCCAGGUGGUGGGGCACGCGCUGUGCAACCGCGCCUACUCGUCGUGGACGCGGCGCGCCUUCUACGUGGAGGACCUGUUCGUGCGCGAGAGCGCGCGGCGCCGCGGCGUGGGGCGAUGCCUGCUGCGCGAGCUGUGCCGCCGCGCGCUGCGCGAGGGCGUGCACCGCGUGGACUGGCACGUGCUGCAGGACAACGCGCCCGCGCUCGCCUUCUACGCGGGGCUGGGCGCGCGCGACCUGCGCGUCUCCGAGGGCCGCGCCGCGCUGCGCCUCGACCGCCCGCACAUCGAGCGCCUGGCCACCUCCGACAUAGCUCCGCACUGACGCCUCAAUAUCGUAUUCGGAGAUUAAUUCAUUCAUUUUUAUCUAAAGGGAAUGGGCAGGAGAGGGCAAAAUAACUAAAUCUAGUUCAUCCGCUUGAUCAAUAUAUUGUAAAUAAGUAAGAUAGUUACUAGAAGAUUUAAGCUAGUACUGUACUGUACCUACAGUAAGAAUGAGUUCUUAGUAUAGAGAUUGUAAAAUUUUGUAAACGGAAUCAAAAGUAAGAAGGAAGGAAGAACAUAACAGAGACCAUUUCAGUGACGAUAGAUUGCUGGUGCUGCAUUCAUAAGCUAUUGCAUUUUGUUUUAGUAUUUCUGAAACAAUUUGUAUUAAUGUAUAAUACCAUACUACCUAUUAUGAAUUAUCAUUGUAACAUAUUGUAUAAAAAAUAUAUUUUAUUACACGUUGUAUUUUGAAA